Messenger RNA from Exophiala aquamarina CBS 119918, 1839 nucleotides. RefSeq lists its product as uncharacterized. The transcript has 3 exons. The record is from RefSeq and is a predicted model, not a curated record. Gene Ontology annotation, molecular function: zinc ion binding; DNA binding. NCBI's taxonomy places the organism in Eukaryota, Fungi, Ascomycota, Eurotiomycetes, Chaetothyriales, Herpotrichiellaceae. Gene Ontology annotation, biological process: DNA-templated transcription. The coding region runs from base 1 to 1839 and encodes 612 amino acids.
AUGGAGGAGAUGGCCUCUCGGAUUCACAACCUUGAAAACGCCCUGGUUCAGGCAACUAGCACGAACGGUGUCCCUGCUGAGUCUCAUUCCGGAGGUCGUGCCGAGGCAACGAUGGCUAAUUUGCCAUCGCCGCAACGAAGCCCAAAUCAUCCUCAUUACCUGAAUGAGGCAGGGGUUCUCGUGCAAAAGGGGACUUUGAGUCACUAUUUCAACGAUGUACUUCUGUCUAGAGCCUUGGCUGAGGAAGAAAGCAUCGCGUCGGUCGUGACGACACCACCAUCAGCGAUCGUGGAUGGGUCGACCUCACCUUUUAGUGCUUCGGGGAUUCUUUCCGCUCCAGCUUUCUCACUGGCCCCAGCGGACCUCCACCCGCCCAAACGAGUGGCUGUGAGGCUGUGGAACAUCUACGUGAACAAUGUGGAUGGUUGUACAGGGCUCAAGCUGUUACACCUUCCCACCGACGAGGUCAAGGUAUAUUCGACCAUUGAGCAACCCGUGGGUGCCCCAUUAGAUCAUCACGCCUUAUGCUUAGCUAUUUUCUAUGCCACGACGAUAACUCUCGACGAUGAAGAAGCACUUGAAGUUCUAGGACAGGAGAGAUAUACUCAACUGCUCAAAUUCAAGGUAGGACUGGAGCAAGCCUUCGCUCAAGGAGACUUUCUGGACCGUCCCACUUUGACCGGACUUCACGCACUGGCAAUCUAUUUGUCUGCAAUGCGUGUCCACAACCGUGGAAGCGGUAUCUGGGUUUUGAACGGGCUCGCUAUUCGUAUGGCAGAAUCCAUGGGACUUCAUCGUGAUGGAGGACAGCUCGCUCUUUCCCCGUUUCAAGCCGAGAUUCGACGCCGCUUGUGGUGGCACUUGAUCACUCGAGACAGUCGAGCGGGAGAGGACUAUGGCUUGGAAAGUACCAACAGUCUCUUGCUUACCUCUAAGGUUGCUGCUCCCCUCAACGUCGACGACGUCGACCUCUCGCCAGACAUGCUAGAGCUCCCCACUGCCAAGAAAGGCUGGACCGCAAUGACAUUCUCACUCAUCCACAUUGAAAUAGCCAAGGCAGGACAGAGACUAGCGGAGAUCAGUGCAUCGAGUCGCCUUUCAUCGCUCGAAAGUGAGAAUCAAAGAUCAAAGAUCAUCGGGGAGAUUCGGGGCCUGGUGGAGCAAAGGGUGCUGCUAUUUAAUGUAGUGGUGCCCCAACACCGGAUGGCAGUCUCUUGCGCACGUUGGUUGGUCCAAAAGCUCGACUUUAUCACACGACAGCAGUGGCUGAUGCUGAAACAUCCCGGGUCCCGUGAGUACCUUGCAACCGACGAAAAUCUUCUGGAAGCACUCGAGAUCUUGGAGCCCAGGUUCGCGGCGAUGACUGAAGAUGAGUUGCUGAAGCAAUUUGCGUGGGUGAGGAAAGUCUUCCCACAGUAUUAUGUCACGAUGUACAUUCUUUGGCAUCUUUGUGUCAAGCCCGAAGGGCCACAUGUCCCCAGGGCAUGGGAAACGGUGGACAUGGUCUUUUCAGGCGAGCUAUGGGAUGAGUACACCUCCGGCUUCGGAGCCAAGUCGGCCGUGCUGGCAGCUCUGAGAGUGAAAGCCGUUGCACUGAGAGAAAAAUUUCAAAAGAAGCGAUCCUCCAAUUUGAAUGAGAAGGCUGGCGGUGAUAAUGAGUCCAGCGUCAGAGAGCUGGAAGCCACCUCAUCCCUGGACGAAAUACAGACUGAUACGUUGCUUGGAGAUGUCUACGGGAGCGACUUCAACUUUGACAUUGGCAGCGACACAUGGCCAGACUGGGGUAUUUUAGCCCAAGAAUUUCAAGCUGACGGUCAGACCUUUGCUGCCAGCUUCUAG